This is a messenger RNA of Sesamum indicum (sesame), 973 nucleotides long. RefSeq lists its product as uncharacterized. The record is from RefSeq and is a predicted model, not a curated record. Lineage: Eukaryota; Viridiplantae; Streptophyta; Magnoliopsida; Lamiales; Pedaliaceae. Gene Ontology annotation, molecular function: zinc ion binding.
UAUGGAGAAACCCCAAUUUGCCAGUAGAAAACCGCAGACUUGAGCAUAGAGAGGAGCGAGCACUGAGCAAAAACACGCACAAGCGGAGAGUCAGAGCGAGAAACGCGUAGAUUCGAAGCCCAUUCUAAGAGAAUGGUGAACUAUUUGUUGAUGAUCACCGCGGAGCUGGAGAAUCUCACCGACCUUCAGCCGCAAGGCGGUUGUGAUGAUCCUAACUUUUCCUACUAUUUCAAACUGAAAUGUGGGAACUGUGGGGAGGUGACACAGAAAGAGACUUGUGUCACCUUGAAUGAGACAGUUCCUUCUGCGAAAGGAAAAGGCGAGACUCAUCUUUCUCAGAAGUGUAAGUUUUGUUCAAGGGAAGGAACUGUAUCGAUGAUCACAGGCCGGGGCCGUCCUCUUACUCACGAACAGGCGGAAGCUGGAAAAUAUGCCCCUCUAAUGUCAUUUGACUGCAGAGGUUUUGAGCCUGUUGGUUUUUCAUUUGGCAGCAGUUGGAAAGCUGAAUCUCUUGCCGGGACGAAGUAUAAUGACAUUGACUUGUCUGGAGGGGAAUUUGCUGAAUAUGACGAGAAGGGGGAGUGCCCUGUCAUGAUCUCCAACCUCCGUGCCAAAUUCGAUGUGGUGAAGUAGGUCAAAAGAUCCUCUGCCUGAAUGUUCUAUACUACGUAAUCAAGUGGGAUUAUAGACUAACUUCUUUGUUCCUACAAUCCUCGAUGCAUGUUGAUAGAGCGCAGCUCUUGAUAUUUAUAAUAAACAUAAAAGCUGCAACAUGUUGAUCAUCAUCGUUUAAUUUAUCUCCACUCCUGUCUGCUGAAAUUGGUGAAUGUUGAUGGGAAAUCGACUUACGCGAAUGAAUGCCAGUAAUCAACUACUGUCAGGAUCACGUGGAUUCUACUUAGAAAAUGCAAGUAUAGAUGUUUGGUAUUAUCUAGAUCCGUAGUGAUUUGGUGUAAAUAUUGAAGGUGUGUAA